AUGAACGAGCCCGCCAAUAGAAUAAAUUAUGGAACUUUUCUUCGAGACCUCUAUCACAAAAGAUACCCAGUUCUGAAGUCUCACAGAAUCGACGUCUUCAAAAAGCCAAGACAGGAUUCUAUAGAAGCGUUGAAUCAGGAUGAAGACGUUGAGGAGCACAAUGAGAUUCCCAGCGUGGAGCAUCAGGGUGAAAAAGCUAGAAGUCCAGAAGAGGAAGAUGUCGAGGAGAUUUCCAACAUCGUUCGAGCUGAAAGUAUCUCCCAGAAACCUGAAAGCUCUCCAGCAACGAGCACGUCCUCUGAAGACGAAGAAGUCGUUGGAAGUUAUGAGCAAAAAGAGUACGUGGAUGAUGUCAACGAUCGAAUUAAAAUCGGAUUGGUUCGAAUCAUUUUUGAGAGACUGGCGAAAGAGGAAAUGGCGAAAAUUCAAAGGGACAAUGUGAAUAUCAAGGAUUUACUAUUUUUCCGAAGCAUCUCUAGCACCUGCUGUAAAUUCGCUGAAACUUUUGAGCUUCCUAUAAAGAAACUGAAACUGGUUAUUCAUCGAGAAUUUGUGGAAAUCAAAAUUUGGAAUGAGCAGAAUUCGUUGACGAUUCUAGAAUAUCAAAAUUCAGAAGAUAACGAUGGAACCAAAUAUGAAACUUUGGCAGCUUUUGAUUUCUUCUUUCUCCUCAGAAGUCCAGGAAUCCAACUCGCAAGACUUGGAAUCAAAAUUGCUUCCUUUGAAGAUAAGGAUGCGCUAUGCUACACGGACGUUUCCCUCCUCCGAAUUAUCGUUGGGCUCCUGAAAAGAAGACUCGAUGAGCAAUCGACUCAUCUGAGCAAGCUGGCAUAUAUGUAUUCUAGAGAGGAUGUUUUUGGGUUGGAUAGAAAGCCAAGAACCGAUUAUCUAGAAGAAAUUGUGAACUUUAUGAAGCCCCGGAUUCUGGAAUGUUUUAAAUUACGAACUUGGGAUGAUACUAGAGUUGUGAACAGUGAAAGGUACAGAGAUCAAUUGGCUUUGGCGAUUGCGGAAGGAGAGAAUGAGCAAUUGAUUGGUGGCGUGUAUUUGACGGAGCAGUAG
Molecule: messenger RNA, 1062 nt
Organism: Caenorhabditis briggsae
Lineage: Eukaryota; Metazoa; Nematoda; Chromadorea; Rhabditida; Rhabditidae
Exons: 3
Coding region: 1-1062 (353 amino acids)
Biological process (GO): innate immune response
Source: RefSeq, a predicted model, not a curated record